Molecule: messenger RNA, 3931 nt
Organism: Coregonus sp. 'balchen'
Lineage: Eukaryota; Metazoa; Chordata; Actinopteri; Salmoniformes; Salmonidae
Source: the annotation of a GenBank genome assembly
AUGACUACUCACUCCAACUCUUCCAUUCCGAAACCUGAAGCCCCCUGUCCCCAGCAGGAAAUACCAGGAAAAAGUGUUGGCUUAAGGUACAACUUCCUAUUGAGGAAAUGUAAGAUAACUCCAUUUUAUAUUUAGAUUUAGAGUUACUGACAUCAAUAGAAGCAUGCACAAGCAAUCUAUCCAAUGUAUUUUAUAAAGCCCCUUUUAUAUCAGCAGUUGUCACAAAGUGCUUAUACAUAUACCCAGCCUAAAACCCCAAAGAGCAAGCAAUGCAGACGUAGAAGCACAGUGGCUAGGAAAAACUCCCUAGAAAGGCAGGAACCUAGGAAGAAACCUAGAGAGGAACCAGGCUCUGAGGGGUGACCAGUCCUCUUCUGGCUGUGCUGAUGGAGAUGAUAAAAGAGUACAGCCAUUUAGGCCAGAUCGUUCUUCAAGACGUUUAAACGUGGUCCUCUGUAGCUCAGCUGGUAGAGCAUGGCGCUUGUAACGCCAAGGUAGUGGGUUCGAUCCCCGGGACCACCCAUACACAAAAAAAAAUGUAUGCACGCAUGACUGUAAGUCGCUUUGGAUAAAAGCGUCUGCUAAAUGGCAUAUUAUAUAUUAUUAUAUAAUCACAGUGGUUAUAGAAGGUGAACUAAUUCAGCACCUCAGGAGUAAAUGCCAGUUGGCUCUUCAUAGCAUUUAGAGGUUGAGACAGCAGGUCCGGUAGAGAGAGGCAGGAUCAAACAGCAGGUCUGGGACAAGGUAGCACUUCCGGUGAGUCCUGAGCAGGUCCUGAGCAGGUCAGGGUUCCAUAGCCGCAGACAGAAACAGACUGGAUCAGCAGCGCGACCAGGUGGACUGGGGACAGGGAUAGCCAGGAGUCAUCAGGCCACGUGGUCCUAGGGCUCAGGUCCUGCAUCCUUUAUUUAAUUUGUGCAGACUAAGCCCUAGCUAAUCACUGAAUGUCCUACUACAAGGAUGUGGUCAGGUUGAUACACUUCUGAGUCACACCACAGAUUGCGAGGGCAAGUACAAUGAGCAGUUUGGAAAAUGGUUGCCCCACACACACACACACACACACACACACACACACACACACACACUUAAUUUAAGUUGGUGUGCAGUCAAGGCUUUGUCAUUAAAAUAAUAUAGUGUCUAUCUUUCAGAUCUGCCAACCAGGCUCGGUGGGUGACAGGUAACCGUGUUUCCACCAAGCUGUUCCAGGCCUGGAGUGGCACUCUGGAACUUCCAGAGGCUUGUAGACCUGAAGCAGUGUGAUAUGGUCCAGGUAAUUAUCAAACACAUGUAUACACACUCACUCAAUCACUCACUCUGUUUUGUUGUAUAAUUGUUUUCACUUAAGAAAAUUGUUCCUCUCUCUUUUAGAUCUGACACCCCUAUUAGCUCAACCACAGUCCUCACAGCUGCAGUCGUCUGCCCCUGCACCUGCUACACUGGCCACGACAGGUGAUACAGGUAAUUAUCACAUGCAUGUAUACACACAUGCAUACUCUCCCUCACUUAGGGCUCUAUUCAAUCACAUCCUCUUUAGCCAACAUCCGCAUAGCGGUUGUUUUGGCGGUGUCUGAGAUGGAACUGUGUUAGAGCUGUCAAAUUCACAAGUGGCUCCUGGCAUUAUACCUAAAGCGGACAUUGCCAUUGGCUGAACAGAGUCGCAUUAACAUAAAUCUUUAUUCAGCCCUGUUUACAAGUUAGAACACUGACAUUUGAGAUCUAAUCUACAGUCGUGGUAAUUUUCACAAAGUCUGCUGCCUCAGUUUUGAUGAGUGAUCAGACGAAUUUGCCAUGAAAAUGAAAGUAAUCCCCCAAAAAACAUUUCCACUGCAUUUCAGCCCUGCCACAAAAGGACCAGCUGCCAUCAUGUCAGUGAUUCUCUCGUUAACACAGGUGAGAGUGUUGACGAGGACAAGGCUGGAGAUCACUCUGUCAUGCUGAUUGAAUUAGAAUAACAGACUGGAAGCUUUAAAAGGAGAGUGGUGCUUGAAAUCAUUGUUCUUCCUCUGUUAACCAUUGUUACAGUACAGUUACACCUCAGACACCGUUACCUGCAAGGAAACACGUGCCGUCAUCAUUGUUUUGCACAAAAAGGGCUUCACAGGCAAGGAUAUUGCUGCUUGUAAGAUUGCACCUAAAUCAACCAUUUAUCGGAUCAUCAAGAACUUCAAGGAGAGAGGUUCAAUUGUUGUGAAGAAGGCUUCAGGGCGCCCAAGAAAGUCCAGCAAGCGCCAGGACUGUCUCCUAAAGUUGAUUCAGCAGCGGGAUCAGGGCACCACCAGUGCAGAGCUUGCUCAGGAAUGGCAGCAGGCAGGUGUGAGUGCAUCUGCACGCACAGUGAGGCAAAGACUUUUGGAGGAUGGCCUGGUGUCAAGAAGGGCAGCAAAGAAGCCACUUCUCUCCAGGAAAAACAUCAGGGACAGACUGAUAUUCUGCAAAAGGUACAGGGAUUGGACUGCUGAGGACUGGGGUAAAGUCAUUUUCUCUGAUGAAUCCCCUUUCCGAUUGUUUGGGGCAUCCGGAAAAAAGCUUGUCCGGAGAAGACAAAGUGAGCGCUACCAUCAGUCCUGUGUCAUGCCAACAGUAAAGCAUCCUGAGACCAUUCAUGUGUGGGGUUGCUUCUCAGCCAAGGGAGUGGGCUCACUCAAAAUUUUGCCUAAGAACACAGCCAUGAAUAAAGAAUGGUACCAACACAUCCUCAGAGAGCAACAUCUCCCAACCAUCCAAGAACAGUUUGGUGAUGACCAAUGCCUUUUCCAGCAUGAUGGAGCACCUUGCCAUAAGGCAAAAGAGAUAACUAAGUGGCUCAGGGAACAAAACACAUGGCCAGGAAACUCCCCAGACCUUAAUCCCAUUGAGAACUUGUGGUCGAUCCUCAAGAGGCGGGUGGACAAACAAAAACCCACAAAUUCGGACAAACUCCAAUCAUUGAUUAUGCAAGAAUGGGCUGUCAUCAGUCAGGAUGUGGCCCAGAAGUUAAUUGACAGCAUGCCAGGGCGGAUUGCAGAGGUCUUGAAAAAGAAGGGUCAACACUGCAAAUAUUGACUCUUUGCAUAAACUUAAUGUAAUUGUUAAUAAAAGUAUUUGACACUUAUGGAAUGCUUCUAAUUAUACUUCAGUAUACCAUAGUAACAUCUGACAAAAAUACAGUGAGGGAAAAAAGUAUUUGAUCCCCUGCUGAUUGACCCCUCUGUGAUUGCCAACAAGGGUUUUGCCACCAAGUACUAAGUCAUGUUUUGCAGAGGGGUCAAAUACUUAUUUCCCUCAUUAAAAUGCAAAUCAAUUUAUAACAUUUUUGACAUGUGUUUUUCUGGAUUUUUUUGUUGUUAUUCUGUCUCUCACUGUUCAAAUAAACCUACCAUUACAAUUAUAGACUGAUCAUUUCUUUGUCAGUGGGCAAACGUACAAAAUCAGCAGGGGAUCAAAUACUUUUUUCCCUCACUGUAUCUCAUAACACUGAAGCAGCGAACUUUGUGAAGACCAAUACUUGUGUCAUUCUCAAAACUUUUGACCACGACUGUACACCUCGAUUAGGCUGAGGUGUACAGUCAUUAUUUCUAUAUAACCUACACUUUCUCGUUCUGAGCUUGUAAUGCGAGUAGGGCGGGUGUAGUUUCUUGACAAUGAUCCAACACAGUUACACCUCAGACACCGUCAAAACAUCAGCAAUGCGGGUGUCGGCUAUCGCCGGUUAACGCUUAAUCUGAUUGAAUCUAGGCCUUACACUCAUUCAGACUGUUUUGUUGUAUGAUUAUUGUCAGUUAAGAAAAUUGUGCCUCUCUUUUAGAUCUGCCACCCCCAGCAGUUCAGCUGCAGUCACAGUAGUCCUCUGCUGUGGUAUUUAUUAGUACUGUAUUUAAUUUACUGGCUGCACCAGUUCCUACUACACUGGCCAUUAAAGGAGAAACUUUUGAGGAUUCCCAAAUGGAUACAG